AUGUCUUCCACUCCUCCAAGGAAUCUUGAGGUCUUGGAAGAAGCAUUUUUCGCACGGAUAGCCAAAUCUGCGGAGUUCUUAAACAGAAGCGUUAAACCUGUCGUUCGCCUCUGGCAAUUACUCCGAUCUCUUCUCCUGCAACGAAAUUCCUGCAAAGUAAGUUGGGCCACUUGGUGUACUGAUCAUUCGUUAGAAUUGGAAGAAGCUUCAGUCUCCGGUGAUGCGGAUAUUCUUCAAAGCCUUUUGGAACUUUUUACUACGUCUACCUGCACAUACCGAAGCUACACUGACCUCUCUUUUCACCUUGAAUCUGUUGAACUCGAAGACCUUCACGACUUCACCUUCCUCUCCAUGGAAGCAGAUUCAAUUCUUGCACGUCCCCGUAGUUCUGCAGGAUCUUUUCAACGCCACAGCAUUUCGUCUAGACGCAAUUUUUUUAAUAUGAUCGCGGAGGGUGCUGAAAAGGCGUUGAGUGCUAUCUUCACAGUGGGGGAACAAAUUCGUGGGGUAGGUGGGGAAGCGGCCAUCUUUGAGACCGACCUUCUAGCUCGGCGAACUCGGAAUGUAGCCGCUCAGUUGACUCAGCGCUAUCUCAACCGUAUGUUGAUUAUGGCCAUUGAGAGGGGCGAUUUCGCCAUAAUAAACGUGCUUUUGGACUUUGGAUUUCGUCUGCAGGCAAUCCCACGUCCCUCCAAGAGUCACCUUUCCUCGACAAUUCCCACUGCUGAUGGUAUUAAUCGAAGAGUGGAAGAGAAACGCGCAAAUCCUAUAGAAUGGUGCCUUGGAGGCCCCAGUGGAGCAAGGUGGUUGGAAGUCGCUCUACACGCCAAAGACGACACCCCUCUCCUAGCGGCGAUUCGAAGGAAUCUCCUGGCUGGUGAUGUCUUCAGUCGCCUAGUCAAGGUGGGUCCCCACUUGUUGAUGCUACCGAGCGCUGGAGGCAUCCUGCCUGUGCAUCUGAUGGCCGCUCUUGGCAGGUUUGAGAUGCUUUCUGCUCUUCUCGCCUCAAACAACGUGAGUUUGGACAUCGUUGAAGACUGCGGCUUGUCAGCCCUCCUCAUAGCGUCCUUCUACGGCCACGUUGACUGUGUUCGUGCUAUUCUUGACUACCCGAGCGUCGGAAAUGAGGAUGAAGAGGUGGAGGAGGAGGAGGUGGGGGUGGAGGAAUCUCCUGUGAUGGCAUCGUCAGCCUCAGCAUCUUUGAAGUCCAUCUCUAUGGUGGAGGCUCUUCGCAGUGUGAAUCUUCAGUGGCACUUUUUGAAAGAUGGAGCGAACUCUGUGGUACUACCUAUCCAACACAACGACAGCGGUAGUGGCGGUAGCAAAUACUUCCUCGAUGCUUCUUUCAAUGCGCUUCAUUUAGCGAUUAUAACGGGAAACACAGAACUGGUCGAGUGUCUCCUGACCUACGUGAAGGAGGCCCCAGAGGACUAUGCCGAUUGGUUGACAGAAGCCGCCGUCUCCACCAUCUGUUACCACGAUGAUGCCUCCACGAUAAAAUCAGAUUCAGUCACUGAUGAGGCUCAACCACUGGCGAAUCAGGCCUAUGCAAGUCUCCUCUGCAGUCCAGCUGGUCUGGCUUGCUGCCUAGACCAUUUGAGUGUCGAAGGACCUUUGCUCGCCAAAAAAAUGCUUUGUCUCCUCUCCACCGUUCAAACUCGAAAGGCAUCCGUCGAAAACGCCCUUCUGCAUUAUCUCUUAGAUUCUCAACGCUACAACCUAGUUGGGGGUUUGCUCUUUCAACAGCACCAUCGAACCAAUAAGACGCUGAUAGACUGGUCCAACCGUCUCUUGUGUCAACACCUCAAUGCUGAUGCUCGAGAUCCAGACAUUUUUAGCACCCUUCUCACUGAUUGGCUCUCCUGGUCAUCCCUAGAGGCUCUCACCAAACUCAAUCUCUCAAACAAUGCCAUCUCCAGAAUACCCAUGUGUUUACUCACUCAGCUACCUCAUUUACAGGACUUGGAUCUCAGUCACAAUGACAUCGUAGCGCUUCCUGAUUUUGCUUCACUGGCGUCGGUCUUCACCGCAAAUACAACCUUAGCUCCGAGUUUGACCCGCCUAGAUCUGUCAAAUAAUGCUCUCAUCACUCUUCCUCCUUGGAUUUUUGGUGUUGUGGUUGGAGCUAAUGAAGGAGGCGGAACUCCCCUUAUGCGCGAUAGAUUGGCCAGCGCAAAGAGCGGAGUUGUCAAACCUAAUGGUGGAGCUCUCGGUGGAGUGACUUUCGCGCCUCGUCUAUCCAUCCUUCGAGUGUGUAGUAAUCAAUUGCGGAGUGUGCCGCGACAAAUGUGGCUGGCCAGACAGUUGCAGUGUCUCGAUCUGAGUGCGAAUAGCCUCACUGAACUGCCGCGAGCCUCAAUUGAGGAGGUUUUGAGUGCGGCCGUGCUCCGAUCUGAAUCACCUCCUGACCCGGACGUGAACAGAGCAAGGGAUCUCUCUUGUCUGCCACACCUUCCAAAUAGUAUUCAGUUUAUCACCAUGCUAAACUGCACCAAAGAUGCUGGAAUUCCGAGCUCCGCCUCCGCCGUCAUCAUCGAUGAUCCCGGCACCGUGGGUCAUCAGAAUAGGGGUCUACUGCACCUCUGGCUCCAAGGCAACCGUCUUCCUCGCCUUCCACUCGCUGAGCCUACCUCAACUCGUCAGACGAGCGAUGAGAAAGGUUUGCAGGAUGGCGUAGGUCUGGUCCACUUGGCACCUGCUCUGACCAGCCUGGAUGUCAGUGGGAAUCGGUUGACUGGACCUUUUCCCCCUCCUGCCCUCUUUCCGCCUAAUCUUGUUCAUCUAGAUCUCUCCAACAAUCGCAUCUCGACUGUGGCGGGUGGACGAAAUGCAGGCGAUGGUGGUGAAGCAGGAGGAGGAUUCCAAACUUCAAACGUCGGGGCGCAGAAAGCUUCGGUGAUUUUGGAUGGUCAACUGAAGCACCUUUUCCACCUCAACCUUCGAGGCAACUGUAUCUCCGUUUUCAACCCAGUCUCUUCUCACGGUAAUGAGAGCGGAGGAGAAGCGCUGCUAUGGUUUCCAGAGUUGGCAAGUCUUGAUUUGUCCGGAAAUACAAAUUUAAUCAGUCUGGGAUCGGCUGUGUGUCGACUGGAGAAGCUUUCCUCCCUUGAAUUGGAUGGAUGCACAAGUUUGACCGAGCUACCUCCAGAUCUAUGGCGUCUAGGCAAGUUAAAAUCUCUGACUCUCUUCAACACACCCGCCUACGAGCGAUUGGUGCGGGAGAUCCGAGCUGGUGACGACACCGCUGUUCGCAAGAGCAGUCGACACGCCAUCAUUAAUCAGCGUCGACGUGUUGGAAAGUCACCACUCCUGUCAACUCUCACGGAUGGAGUCACCGCCGGUACUGCUAAUAACACCACGUCUCCUGCUAUGCCGAUCCUUAACACCAAGACAGUGUUGGACUACCUCAAGUCGCUGCCGCGCAGCUCAAGGCCCUACAACAAAGUUCGUUUGAUGUUAAUUGGAUCACGAGGAGUGGGCAAAACCAGUCUGCUGAAAGCCCUUCUCCGUUCAGAAGGUCAAGACGUUCAAGACGCAGAAAACUCGGCUUCCACCUCCAGUGUGACCUUGACCCCACUUAGCAUCACUCGACACUGUCCCACGGAGCGUGCGCGGAAUGAGUGGACGGAGACGGUUAACUUCACGGUCUGGGACUUCAAGAGUCCUGAAUCCGCUCAUUCAUCGUCGCCCAUCGCAGCAAUGGUGGAGGAGGUGGAAAGUGUCAUGUCAGCGGUUCAACAGUUCUCCAUGUCUCGAAGUACCAUCUACGUGGUGGUAUGGAACGCAAUGGACGCGCCAGAUGCUCUUCACGGGGUCGCAAGACAUCUUGUAGCUAUUCAGACUAGAGCAUCGAACGCACCCGUUCUGGUGGUUGCCACCCACGCUGACGCAACGACAUCGUCGGAGGUUUCGGACCUAGCUGAACGCUGCUUUAUUCGGUGUACUGACCCCGCCUCGAUGGGCCUGUCACAACAAAUCGUCGGCCACUUCCUUGUGGAUUCUCGUUACAGUACCUCUGACAAUUACAACAGAGAGGCUCUUUAUCACCUCGUCACGGCGAUUCACCACUCCGCGAACUAUCUACGGCCACCAUUUCGAAAACCAAUAAUUGGUGCGAAGUUUGAACCGGGCCGGCAAAGGCUGUUGAGUUUCCCUGUACCGCUGGUGUAUCAUGAGCUGGAGGAAGUCACGCGUGACCUUGCAAGUGAUCUUCAUCGUGUUGGCAUCCCACCGAUUGUCAGUCUGGAUGAUUACGUAACCGAGGUGAAUAGCCGUCUACAAGCAAGCAGCGGAUUUGACAGUUCCGAGGAGGUCCGUUUUGCCCUGACCUUCCUCCAUGAAAUCGGUCAUCUUCUCUAUUUUUCCAAUCUCAGUCGUGCCGUUGUUCUGGAUCCCAUUUGGCUCUGUGAUCUUCUAGUGCGACUUCUGAUCACCCCGAGCACGGCUCCUACUCGAGCUGGUGUGUUGAAGCUUUCGCGUUUAAAGGACCUUCUUGUCGUUCCUAUGGUUUCCACUGAGGCCUCUUCCGUGGACGCGGAUCGUAUAAUGCAUCGUUUCCAACAUCUGGAAAUAUCUUUCGCUCUCACCUAUCUGGUCGGGCUGUUAGCUAAGUUUGAGCUGGCAGCACCACUUGACUCUCAUCACCUUCUAGUGCCUGCUUUGCUGCCUCUUAGAAAUUCAGCAAAUAUUGUUGCUUCCAAUAGACAAAUUCGAAUUACUCCUUUGAAUCUGGUUAUGGAUAAUGAGAAAGAGGGAGAGGUGGAGCUGGAAGGACUGUUAAGGGAUUCGGAUCCCCUGAACUGUUCAGUUUUUACCCUUCCACGGGGAAAAAAGUGGGCAGCUUCGGUUUCACCAUUACAGCCGGUAUUAGCCAGCGAUCUUCAGGACCAAUUAGCCCAAUCUUCGGAACCAGUAACAAGUUCUCGUCGACAUAACAUUUUCUCGAAGUUUGCUGCCUGGCAGAACAAUCUAGUUCCACGGGGUCUCUGUUUGAGUAAACCGAAAACUGUCACUAACAGUACGACCGCAGCCACAUCGUUCUUUCAACGUAACGAUCGAACGCGUCGUCCCACCCCUCGAGGUGGCUGGCCCACCACCCUCCUACAGCCUCAGACGCCGUUAUGGAGGCUGCGUGCUGCACCGCGGGCUAAUGAGGUGUUGCGUGUCUACGCGUUAGCCUAUGUGCCCGCUGGGUUUUGGACACGACUCAUCACCCGUCUUCUCACCGACACUGAUCUCAACAAUUACGAGGAUCGUCCAAGUUAA
Molecule: messenger RNA, 5265 nt
Organism: Echinococcus granulosus
Lineage: Eukaryota; Metazoa; Platyhelminthes; Cestoda; Cyclophyllidea; Taeniidae
Product: Leucine-rich repeat serine/threonine-protein kinase
Exons: 23
Coding region: 1-5265 (1754 amino acids)
Molecular function (GO): protein binding
Source: RefSeq, a predicted model, not a curated record